Clunio marinus is the source of this 1800-nucleotide messenger RNA. The record is from the annotation of a GenBank genome assembly. NCBI's taxonomy places the organism in Eukaryota, Metazoa, Arthropoda, Insecta, Diptera, Chironomidae.
AUGUUGAAAGUUGUUUGUGGGGAAAUUCAAAUCGAAGUCGAAGUAAAGAUUGAAGAAAAGAAUUUCUCAAGUGCUACCGUUGAAAUAAUUAGAACAUUUUUCGUUCAUGAAAGCUCAAAUAUAAAUAUUUUUGCUAUAUAUGAAAAACAUUCGAUGAAUGAUAUUCUAAUUGGAAUUAUAUCAUCAACUGACAGUUCAACAACAUUUUCAAUAACAAGUUCUGAUGACAACAUUUUCCAUGAAGCAAUUGACAAAAAAGUCGCAAUAAUUAUUGUUGACACUUUAACUAGCUUCACAAAAUUUCAAGAUACUUUUUUAAGCUGUAAAAAAAUAGCUAAAAAUGGAUUUUUCUUGAUAAUUUUCCCCAACGCAACAUCACAAGAUUUAAAGAAAAUGUUCUUACUUUUAUGGGAAAAUUUCAUUUACAAUGUAGCAUCGUUAACAAUUGACGAAAAUUUGAUAGGAAUGUUCACAUUCUUUCCAUUUUCACAAAAGCUUCAUUGCAACAAUGCAUUUGCUGUUAAAAUUAACGAAUAUAAUGGCCAGCAUUGGAUGUCUGAAAAGUUCUAUCCAGAAAAGUUUAAAGACCUCAAAGCAUGUCAAAUACGAGUCGGAACAUUUGAAACUGAGCCAUCAGUGAUGCGGAAAGUUGUGAAUGACAACAAAACAAAAGUUUACGGAAGCGAGGUUGAUGUUUUGCUAGGUAUGAGCGAUCUCAUGAACUUCACACCGAUAUUUCAUUUCUAUAUUAAAAGUUCCGGUGAUAUUUAUGAAAACGGAACAUCGACAGGUUUAAUGAAUAAAUUAAUGAGAAAGAAGGAAGAUGUUGUCAUUGGAUUUCUUUCAUUGAUGUAUUCGAGAGCGAAAUUUUUGAGUGCCACAACUGCAUUCACUUAUGAACCGUUAGCAAUUGUCAUCCCGCCUGGUGGAUACUUCACAGCAUUCGAGAAACUUUACUUUCCCUUCUCAACAUUUGUUUGGAUUCUUCUAAUUCUAAUGUUAAUUGCAACAAUUUUUGUUGUGUUAAUUACAAGAUUAUGCUUCAACAAUCUUUAUGCUUUCCUGGUUGGUGACAACAUCAAAACUCCGUUACUAAACUUCUUCUUGAUUGUCUAUGGAUUGGCACAACAUCAACUACCGAAACGAAACUUUGCACGUUAUUUAAUCAUGAAUCUAAUGCUGUUUUUCCUGAUAAUCAGAAACUAUUAUCAAGGUGUGAUGUUUCAAUUUUUACAAACAGAACUUCGACGACCUGACAUCGCUUCAAUCGAUGAGUUGAUAAAAGAAGAUUUCAACUUUUAUGUCUACAAAACAUUAGAAUCAAGAACAAAAGGUCAUCCAUUUUACAAUCGACGUGUAGUCAUAGAGAUGAAUGAAAUUGAAAAGAUUCGUAACAAAACUUUAAAUCCAAAGUUUAAAGGUGCCCUCUUUAAUUACAUGACGCAAGUUUUCUAUCUGAAUCAACUCAAUUACAAAGAAUUUUCAUAUAGAAUCUGUAAAGAAAAGUUUCUUUCAAAUCCAAUGGUUUUCUAUUUUCAAAAAGAUUUUUAUUUGGUAAAUGAAUUCAAUGACAAAAUGAACGAUUUAAAGGAAAAUGGCUUAAUAAACUUAUGGAUAUCAAAGUAUGUUGAUAAACGCUUUACAAAUCAAAAGGAAACUUUGGUAGGUGCAUUACCAUUAAAUGUUCAUCAUUUACUUGCAAUUUUUGAGCUUUGGAUUGGUGGCUUAGUCAUUUCUUUCAUUAUUUUCAUCUUGGAACAUUCAACUGUGAAGCACUUUAAACUUUUUCUCUCCAGGUAG